AUGCGGAAAGGUCAUAGGUUGAGUCCUAGAUCACACAUUAUAACUCUGAACCCAUUUUUGGACUCACAAGGUCUCUUGAGAGUCGGGGGAAGGCUAGAUGCUUCAGAUUGUAGUUACGAACAGAAGCAUCCCAUGUUAUUACGUGCUAAACACACACUAACCAAACUCAUUUUUACACAUGAACACAUACGUCUCUUACAUGCAGGGCCACAGCUAUUGCUAUGCUCAGUACGGGACUUGAUAUGGCCAGUCGGGGGCAGAAACGUCGCAAGGAGCACGGCCCACAAUUGUGUCACUUGUAAAAGAAUCGCUGGCCAAACUUUAAAAAAUAUAAUGGGCAAUUUACCAGCGCAGCGCAUAAAUGCUGAUUUUCCAUUCUUGUCAACAGCUGUUGACUUUGCAGGUCCUUAUUUAAUAACAGAUCGCCGUGGACGUGGAUGUAAAAUCACUAAAUGUUAUCUGUGUCUAUUUAUAUGCUUAAGAUAUAAAUGUGUUCAUUUAGAAGCUGUUAGCGACUUGUCUAAAGAUGCAUUUGUGCUGGCACUCCGCAGAUUUAUCGCCAGGCGCGGCAAACCUGCGGAGCUGUUUUGUGAUAAUGGUAGAAACUUUGUAGCUGCAGCCAAAGAGAUAAAUGAUUUUUUUAAGUUAUAUGAAAACGAUAUAUCUGAUUUUGCAGCUGGUCAAGGUAUAAAAUUUAAAUUUGCACCAGCUUAUGCUCCUAACUUUAAUGGCUACGCGGAGGCCGGCAUUAAAAGCGCCAAAUUUCAUCUCAAACGAGUUUUGGGCAAUACACACCUUACCUUUGAGGAACUUUCGUCUCUUUUUAGCCAAGUGGAGGCAAUUUUGAACAGUAGGCCUCUCUGCCCACUCUCCUCCUCCCCUAAUGACUUUUACCUCCUUACUCCCGGGCACUUUCUCAUUUUUAGGCCGCUCACGUCGCUGCCGGCUCCGCCACUGCAAGACCGGAACCCGAACCGCCUGGACCGCUUCCUGAGGCUAGAACAGCUGCGGCAACACUUCUGGAAACGCUGGUCGACCGAGUUCGUGUCCCUACUGCAACAACGCUACAAGUGGCGCGAGAGGCAACGAGAUCUACAGCUCGGAGAGCUCGUACUCAUUAAGGAGGAAGGCUUACCGCCUUUGCUAUGGCGCAUGGGCAGAGUCGUCAAACUAUAUAACGGAAAGGAUGGCGUGCCGCGCGUAGCUGACAUCAAUACCGCUAGAGGGAUAGUCAAGCGAGCACUCAACCGAAUAUGUCCGCUGCCUGUACAACAGAGAGAGUCUUGA
Messenger RNA from Cydia amplana, 1287 nucleotides. RefSeq lists its product as uncharacterized. The coding region runs from base 1 to 1287 and encodes 428 amino acids. The record is from RefSeq and is a predicted model, not a curated record. Gene Ontology annotation, molecular function: nucleic acid binding. The transcript has a single exon. Gene Ontology annotation, biological process: DNA integration. NCBI's taxonomy places the organism in Eukaryota, Metazoa, Arthropoda, Insecta, Lepidoptera, Tortricidae.